This is a messenger RNA of Acaulospora morrowiae, 482 nucleotides long. NCBI's taxonomy places the organism in Eukaryota, Fungi, Glomeromycota, Glomeromycetes, Diversisporales, Acaulosporaceae. The record is from the annotation of a GenBank genome assembly.
AUGAUUAAACAAGAAUUAUCGAAGAAAAGAAAAUUCGGGAUUAAGAAUCACUUACAACACUUCCUGAAGAGGAAAGGCCUCAAGACCUCAACUCGGAUGCUCAGUCACGCAAUAGCAGUACCGGCUAAUUCAGAUGGUAGUAUAUUACCUCCAGAAGGCAAAAUAUGUAGCGAAACCAAUUCAAAGUGCAAGAAAAGUGUAGGCAAGCUUAAGCAAGAAUUAUUUACCCCUGAGUUGUCUUCACAAGAACCAUCAAUAAAACAAUAUCAUACGACCGAAAUUCCCGAGACAUCAUGUCUUGUAAAAGUUACUUCUGGUGACAAUUCUAGCAUUGAUGAGGCCUCACAUCAUCUAGCUCAGUUAUGUGAUAAAGCUUUUGAUGCUGAAGAUAAAGCGAAUAGAGCUAAUCAGAAGGAAAUUUUAUGCUGGUCCCUCUAUGCGAAGGAUUUAAGAAUUCAGCUCAACGGGAUUGUAGAAAAUAG